Funneliformis geosporum is the source of this 215-nucleotide messenger RNA. The record is from the annotation of a GenBank genome assembly. NCBI's taxonomy places the organism in Eukaryota, Fungi, Glomeromycota, Glomeromycetes, Glomerales, Glomeraceae.
GACAAUGCCAAUAUAAAAUUCGAGAUGAUAGUGUUAGGCCAAGGCAUUUUCUAGGCGCAGAUAAUGUGGAUGAGAUAGAAGCAAUACUCUUAGAUCGUGAAGGCCAUUCCUUACAUGAAUUCAUCGAUGGGGAUGAGCCACUCCGGCCUAUCAUAGAUUUCGAUUUGCCACAAGAAGUACUUGAUACUAUUGAGCCUAAGCUAACACGUAAAGAG